Molecule: messenger RNA, 3346 nt
Organism: Carcharodon carcharias (great white shark)
Lineage: Eukaryota; Metazoa; Chordata; Chondrichthyes; Lamniformes; Lamnidae
Product: protocadherin-8-like
Exons: 4
Coding region: 1-2862 (953 amino acids)
Biological process (GO): homophilic cell-cell adhesion
Cellular component (GO): plasma membrane
Molecular function (GO): calcium ion binding
Source: RefSeq, a predicted model, not a curated record
AUGACUUCCGAAAGAGACAGAAGCAAGUUUGCUGCUCCAGUCUGCAGUCCCUUCAACCUCUGCUCUCUGCUUCUUGUACUACUUAUUGCUCCAAUGAGUGACUGCAAAACAGCCAAGUAUUCCACCUACGAGGAAGAGUUGCCCGGCACCGUGAUCGGAAACCUGGUCGCAGAUUUACAGCUAAACGCGGCGGCUGGCGGCCCGAGCGGUUUCCGAUUGAUGCAAAAGUCAAACUGGUCCCUGGUCCAAGUUGGGGAAAGUGACGGGGAGUUGACGGUCGGGGAGCGCAUUGAUCGAGAGCAGCUCUGCCAGGGGGAAGAGCCCUGUCUGCUCGUCUUCGACGUGGUGAACUUCUCCCGGGAGAAGUUCCUCCUGAUUCAUGUGGAGAUCGAAGUGAAGGACAUCAACGACAACGGCCCCCAGUUCGCCAAGCCGGAGAUGUCAGUGGAAAUCUCCGAGAGCUCGGCGCUGGGGACCCGGCUCCCCUUGGAACCGGCGCUCGAUGCCGACGUCGGCGCCAACUAUCUGCAAAACUACCAACUGUCGGCGAACAGUCACUUCGAGCUGGAGGUGCAGAGCAGGGCGGACGGGGUGAAAUGUGCCCAGCUGGUGCUGGUCCAGGAGCUGGACCGGGAGACGGCAGCUCAGUUCAGCCUGGAGCUGAGAGCCCAGGAUGGAGGGAGACCACCCCGGACAGGGACAGCCCAGCUCCAGGUCAGGGUCCUGGACUCGAACGACAACAGGCCGGCCUUCGAGCAGAGCUCCUUCCUGGUGGAGCUGGAUGAAGAUGCGCCGCUGGGCUCCGUGCUGCUGGAGCUGGAGGCCGUGGACCCGGACGAAGGCCUCAACGGGGAGGUGGUUUACGGCUUCGGCCCCGCGGUGCCCGCCGACGUGCGGCGCCUCUUCCGCCUGGACGCGCAGUCCGGCCGCUUGACCCUGGAAGGGCCGCUCGACCACGAGAGCAGGCCGAGCUUCGAGCUGGACGUGGAGGCUCAGGACCUGGGGGCAAACCCGGCUCGGAGCGGCUGCAAGGUCACCGUCCGCGUCCUCGACAUCAACGACAACGCGCCCGAGAUCAGCAUCACCCCGAUGGCCUCCAGCAGCUCCGGCCUCGCCUACAUCACCGAGGCGGCGGCCAAGGGCAGCUUCGUGGCGCUGGUCAGCACCUCGGACCGGGACUCGGGCCACAAUGGCCGGGUCUCCUGCACUCUGUACGGACACCAACAUUUCCAGCUGCGGCCGGCCUACGGCAGCUCCCACAUGAUCGUGACGGCGGCGGCGCUGGACCGCGAGCGGGAGGCCGAAUACAACCUGACGGUAGUGGCUGAGGAUCAGGGCCCGGCCCCGCACAAAACCAUCCGGCCCUACACCAUCCGGGUGGGCGACGAGAACGACAACGCGCCCUCCUUCUCCCGCAGCGUCUACCGGGUGUCGCUGCUGGAGAACAACCAGCCCGGGGCCUACAUCACCACCGUCCUCGCCCGCGACCCCGACCUGGGCCUCAACGGCCGGCUCACCUACCGCCUGCUGGAGCCGGCCUCCGCCCGCCUGGCCACCGUCGACCCGGCCACCGGAGCCAUCUACGCCCUCCGCUCCUUCGACCGCGAGUCGCUGCGGGAGGCCGAGCUACGGCUCCAGGCGACCGAUGGCGGCUCCCCGCCGCUCAGCAGCUCGACCACCGUCAGCCUGAGGAUCGCCGAUCGCAACGACAACGCGCCGCUAGUCACCCAGCCGCUGCAUAGCAACGGCUCGGCCGCCGACGUCAUCACGCUGCCGGGCCACGCGCCCUCCGGUUACCUAGCAACGCGCGUACGGGCCCGGGACGCUGACGAAGGCCUGAACGCGAAGUUGAGCUACCGGAUCGUGAGCGGGGAGCAGGCCGGACUCUUCACCAUCCGCACGGACACCGGAGAAAUAUACCUCGGCCGCCCGCUCACACCCGCCACCGGGCCCCUGCGGCUCAUCGUGGCCGUUAGUGACAGCGGCCGCGCCCCGCUGUCCGCCACCGUCACCCUCAGCUUCACGGCGGCGGCGGUGGCUGCCGUGCCUCCCGGAGGAGGCGGGUCGCUGGUCCCGGGGAAGCGGAGCUGGGACACGUCCUUCAUCAUCAUCGUGGUGCUGGCGGGCGGCUGCGUCGCCUUGUUGAUGGCCAUCAUCACCAUCGCCACCGCCUGCGGCAAAGGCAAGGAGCCGGGCAGCUGGGUGAAAGCCUCGGCAUCGGCGGCCAGAGGGAACCGGGACGGCUUCCCAGCCAGUCUCGGUGUCCAGCGGUAUCCUGGCGGCGUCUCCACCAUGUGUGGCUCGGAGGAUAAGGAAUGUGCUGGAGCGGCGGCCUCGGAAACUGGCGGAGAGACAGCGGGUGUUUACCUGUCAGGAGAGAGCCGCAGAGCAGCAAAGCCGGAGUGUUUCCCCACUGUCUCUGGUUUCGGUAAUCAAACUCCUCACCCAAUCGCAAUCUGGCAAGGCAAACAAUUUGCGUUAAAUAAAAGCGAACUUGCACAUCAAACUCAGGAGAGAUUCAGCGGGAAGGACAGUGGGAAAGGCGACAGUGACUUUAAUGAUAGUGACUCCGAUAUCAGUGGUAUUGGCCUGAACAAAAGGAGUGCCCUCAGUCAAAAGCACAAUGGUUUAUGGUCCUGCACCAGCGAGUGCAAGAUCCUUGGCCAUUCAGAUCGCUGCUGGUAUCCAUCUUCUCGAGGGCCAAGUACUUAUUCUUCCACAAGUACUUCUCAGCACCUUACUACUUUGGGGAAAAGCACUUCACUCCCCCGAGAUCUACUCCGGAAAGAUACAUACUAUCAAGCACUUUUACCGAAAACAGCAGGCCUGCAAAGUGUAUAUCAGAAAAUUGCAUGUAACUAACCUGAAACUAUAACUCUUGUUAUUGUACCACAGUAUCAUUCUGUGGGAUCCACAGGCCACACCCUGCCAAGUAAUAACUCACUGAUCAAUGUAUCCAGCAAACAUUCUCAAAUCUGAGCAGAUAACCAUAAUAGGUUUACUGAUUUUUUUAGUGCUGAAAUAGUGCAAUUUGUUCAUUCUGUAUAUAAUAGCAACGGUUUAUUUUUAUAUUAAAUGCCAUGUGAAGUCUAAUUGAUUCUACAUGAAAAUCUCUUUUUCAAGUAAAAUGUAUAGCUACAGAAUGUGUAAAUAUCAAAUAAGGCAACAUUAAAAAUUGGAAUUUUUCUCUACUGUAAUUGGUAAUACAGGUUUAAUUUUAUUAAUGUGUUCUAUUUUCUAUUAAUUUAGUGUAUAAUUUAAUGAUUUGUAAGUAAAGGCAUGAAAAUAUGUAAAUAAAACUUGUGUUUUUUAUAAACAUAUAUAUAUAUAUAUAUAUAUGUUCCAC